AUGUGUUGGGGGGGUUUCAACUGGGAAACAGCAGUGGUCUACUUGGAUGACGUCCUCGUCUACAGCUCUUCGAUGUCGGAGCAUCUGGAGGUGCUGAAGCAGCUGCUGGACCGGUUCCGCCAAGCAGGGUUGAAGCUGCAUCCGAACAAGUGCCAGGUGGCGGUCACGAAAGUUAUCUUCCAGGGGCAUCAACUCGACGAGAUGGGGAUCCGUCCCACAGUAGACAAGAUAAAAGCGGUGAAGGACUGGCCCAGACGAAGCAGCGCCAAGGAAGUGCGUCAGUUUCUGGGCCUGGUUGGCUACUACCGACAGUAUAUCCCACACUUCGCUGACAAGUCAGUGCAUCUGACCAACUUGCUGCAGAAGGAGACAAACUUCGAGUGGACUGAGGACUGCGCGAUCGGCUUCCAGACACUGAAGAAGGAUCUUCAGUGGUACCCGUGGAUCGAGCAGUUGCGGCAGUACGACUACAUCGUGGAGCACGUGGCGGGUCGGCUGAUUCCGCAUGUGGACGCGCUGUCCCGCAGGUUCGAGACAGACACGAGGAAGCACCAGCUGCGACCAACUGCGGCGGAGUUUGUACCGGAGGAAGGCUUGAGAGGACGGAACUUUGAGAAUGCCCUGAUCAAAGGAGUCUGCCAACUGCUGGGCGGGAAGAAGGAUCCAGUGCCGGAGAGUGGGGAGCAGCUGGAAGGAGAAGCGGACGACGCAGAGCUCAGCCAGACGGAGCAGCUGGAACGAGAAACGGACGACGCAGAGCUCAGCCAGACGGAGCAGCUGGAGCCGGUCGCGGUGACGGGCGGAGACGUGACGGUCGACGAGACGACAUCAGCGCCUAGUGACGCGCUUGAGAAGGCGGAUGGUCGCAGGAAGCCGAUGGACGACCUGGGCAGAGUGGAACGAGACCAGCAAGCGGCGACACCGAGGUCGCUAGCACAGUAG
Messenger RNA from Pollicipes pollicipes, 942 nucleotides. RefSeq lists its product as uncharacterized. Bases 1 to 942 code for a protein of 313 amino acids. The transcript has 4 exons. NCBI's taxonomy places the organism in Eukaryota, Metazoa, Arthropoda, Thecostraca, Pollicipedomorpha, Pollicipedidae. The record is from RefSeq and is a predicted model, not a curated record.